AUGGCCCAAAAUCAAGGGGAGAUUCAGGUGGCACCGAAUCAACCCCUAAAUAAGGAUAAGGAUAUUUAUGCUUGCCUUCCUGAUAUACGUACCCAUGGUCCCUUGGGACCCGAUGAACCGUGUCCUGGUGGCGAAGAAUUGCGAUGGUUGCCUGCACAGGCCACUGAUAGAGACUUGGUGAUGUAUUUAAGGGCCGCACGUUCUAUGGCAGCAUUCGCUGGUAUGUGUGACGGUGGUUCGCCUGACGACGGUUGCGUUGCCGCCAGUCGUGAUGAUACUACAAUUAAUGCACUCGAUGUACUCCAUGACUCUGGGUAUGACCCAGGCCGUGCUUUACAAGCUCUUGUAAAAUGUCCUGUCCCUAAAGGGAUUGAGAAAAAGUGGUCAGAAGAGGAAACCAAACGAUUUGUUAAAGGGAUCAGACAAUUCGGUAAGAAUUUUUUUAAGAUAAAAAAGGAUUUAUUACCACAUAAAGACACUGCAGAAUUAGUAGAGUUUUAUUAUUUGUGGAAAAAGACACCCGGUGCUAGCAGUAAUAGACCACAUAGAAGACGUAGGCAGGCUUUGAGAAGGGUGCGGAAUACUAGAAACUCUAGGGCGGGUACCCCCAAAGAGCAAACACCUGAAGCGACACCUCCAAUGCCUGAAACUAAUGGCUCUCGACCAUCACCAAAUCCUAAAGAAGGUGCUGAAAUGAGUUCUGUUACAGAAGAUGAAAAUUCGGAAGAUGACAGUGAUUCACGGGAGGCUGGUGAUCUAGCUAAAGUUGAAACUGGUAGGAGUGGAGAUAAUCCAGAUGACUCUCCAAGUAGAAUGAGAACAAGAAAUAAGUCUAAGGAACAAACAACCCCUAUUAAAAAGACUCAAGAUGAAAGUGAUAAUGAUAUUAAGAAUAAGAAACCUACUAAGCCUGUUAACAUACCAAGUACAAAUACUAUUCCCGAGAAAGUACCAUCUUCUCCAGUCAGUAAGGAUGCUAAAAAGAAAGUUGCUAAUGGAAAAGUUGAUGUAUCUAAAGUUAAGAAACGUCUGCCAGAUGAUUCCAAAAUAGAAGGUAUUAUGGAUGGUGAUGUACAAAUGAAGAAAAAGAAAGCUGCCGAACCUCCUGAAAGUCCUUCGGAGAGUCUCACUAAUGACAGUUUUCCUGCGAUGGAUGAAACUGAGACACCAGAGGCUGAACCAGAAGCCUGUGACUAUAGCUUUAAUAAGACUGACAAGGAGAAUAUAGAGCAUAAUAAAGAAUCAGAAUUAGAACAACCAGUGAAACCCAAUGAACCGCAAAUUAAAAUGGAGCCAAGUAUUGAGCCAAUCAUUAAGAUGGAGAAGGACCUGUUGCCACCUGUUUUCAAAGCAGUUCCUGAUAAAGAUAGCAGACCUGCAUUAGAUUUAAAAACUGAUUCAAAUUCAGCCAAAAAUCAUGACAACAAUGAAACUCGACCACUUUCAGUUUUCUCUAAGACAGAAUUAAUCAUACCUAAAGUUCAUCCUCCAAUGACUACAGAGGCAAUGGAAAAAAUUAAAAUUAAGGAAGAAAUAGAUACAGAGGAGCAAUCACUUAAUUUACAAAAAGAUGAAUUUCAAAAAGACCCGCUUGCUCAAAACUAUCCCCCUCAUUCAAUAAAUCAAGUGAAUAAGCCUCUCAAUUUAGAGCAUACAAAUUUCUUUGUAAAGGACAGCCAUAUCUACAAUCCUAAACUUAGUCACAGCAUCAAAAUUGAACCUGUAUCAAAUUCAAUAUUUAAUCCUGUUAACAUUACUAAAGAUAAUAACUCUAUAAUAAGAAGUGCUAAAGAUUUUUCAAGUGGUAUGCCUCCAUUCUCUUAUCCACCUAAUAUGAAUUUUGCAAAUGAUCCAAAUAAACACAAUCCUUUAAUGAAUCCAUUAAAAACUGUUAUAAAGUUAGAACCAAGAGAUGAAGCAAGUGAAAUGAAAAAUCCAAACACUCCUGAAAUAUUUACAGCAACAAUAUCAGCUAACAAGGUGGACUCACCAAAUACACCAAGACUUGAUUCAUUACAGAGAAUAAGCCCUUCACCAACAAGUGCCCGAGGUUCAACACCACCAAACAUGGACCAUCCAUCUGCAACCAACACUGAACCUAUAUCACCUGCAAAUAUGCAAGAAAUUAAGUCACAAGAAUUGGAGACUGAUGAUAAACAGCCUACAGAUUUGAAAACUCAGCCUAAGGCUGACAGUCAAAGCGUAAACUUAAGACAACCAAUUUUCCCAGCACCAAUAAGACCUGAAAAUCUUGGAAUCAGACCUACAGAGACACCUGCUAUACCUGUGUCUGGACAAAGUAUGCCUCCUCCACUUAGUCAGCCAUCAAUUUCAGGCUUGUUACCACCAGGACCACUUAUAUCCGUGAGUGGUGGGCCUCCUAAUGUCGGUCCUUAUGGGUUUAUGCCCGCGUCAUUAUAUGGACAUCAUGGGCACCCUGGAUUAGAAAAACCCAACUCUAUGCCGCCACUAAUGCAGCAAGUGCCUCCAUCCCAUGGUUUGCCUGGAACAGGUUUAAUGCAACCACAAUCUAAUCAAUCUGAUCCAUCAAUGCCGCAAGACUUAAAGAUAAAACAGGAAGUGCCAGAUAAUAUGCCUGCUAACCUGUCUACACAAAAUGUUUCCGAUCCAUUACAAUCACUCAAGGAGGUUAAAGUACCAGGAUAUCCAAUUGGAAGCAGCAUUUCACAGCAUUUGAAUUCCGAGAGAGAUAGGGAAUCAAUGUCGAGUGUCGAAAAUAACAGCAGACCACCAAGCCAACCUACAAAUGAAAGUUCAAGUAUGCAAAGUCCCUUCCUUGGACCUAGAAUUGAGAGCAUUAAAAAGGAGCCAGAUUUUCUUCACCAGCCACAUAUUACACCGGUUUCUACUAGUCAAGGUAGUGGAUCUGACUCAGGAAGCACUCUUCCCCCUGUUAAGAGUCCACAAACACCAACUCCUAUUAAAAGCCAAUCGAGUCACAAUGGGGCCCCAAGCCAUCCACACUCUUCGACAACUACAUCGCCCUUUUCUAGGCAUCUUACAAGCCCUUCGCAGUCAAGACAAAUUUCUGCGUCGCCUGUACAGCCUAACACGCCAGUAUCGCAUUCAGCGUUAAGCUUAAUGAAUCCAUCUCCAUUGUCUAUCCCUUCUACAAUGGCGGGACCAGUUAUCCACUCUGGUCAGCAACAUGGCCAUCCACAUCCAUUUGCGUCGCAUUUACAUCAUCCACACCAUCCACUUCUGCAUCCAUCUUCAAUAUUCCAGCUCUCAGCAGCUGCUGCCGCGCAUGCUAUGCAUCCCUAUUAUCCCCAUCCUCACCCGGGCUAUUCAAUGCCGUAUCCCUAUCCUUAUGGACCUUUGCCACAACCCCAUCCGAUUCCUCCAAUGCAUCCUUCAGCAAGCACUCCAGGAAGACAUGAUCCAACUAAACCAAGUACCAUUGAGUCUACUACCAUGUUGAGUGCGCAUCAUAGUACGAGUUCAUCUGUUACCACGCGGUCUUUACGUGAGAUUUCUGAAACAACAGAGGACCCACGAAACCCAAAUGCAACAACAGAGAGACAUCAAUUGCACGAAACGACGAUGACUCAUCAUCACUCGACGAGCCAUCACAGUGCUGUACAUACUAGUACAGAAAAACAACCCAGCCAUGUCGGGGGUGGAACGAAUCAUACACUUUCUAUUUCUCACUCGACGUCUAGUAGCUCGUCACAAUCUAUUCAACAUAAGAUUAAUACGCAGCAAAAGAAUAGCGCUCAUUCAAGUUCUCCGCAUCACUUAUCGGCAAGUGUUUCUCAAACAACAAGUUCCUCGUCAAGUGUGAAUGUGACCAAUAAUCAUACGCAUCAUCAUUCACACCACUUGGCCCAUCACCCUGAAAGGCUAUCUCCUGCUGACUCUAUGUUAUUACGACAUCACCCGAAAAUGCUUCCAGGUAAUCCUAACCAUCUAAUGAUCCCACCGCCAUCGAUGGGUCAUCCUAUGAGCCUGGCACUACCGGGACCAGGACCUAGCUCAAUAGAAAGCCUUAGAUUACAUGCUCAAGCUGCAGCGGGAUUACAAGCGGUGCACGGUAGGUCUGGAUCUCCUCAUCAACUCGGACAAGGGCACCCCCAUUUGCGUGGUCCUCCACGACCGAUGCCUGAAGACAACCCAGAGUUAAAACUAGAAACACAGUCGGUACCAGAAGAAGAAGAAAUUCCGAGCCCUGCUCAUAUUCCCCACGGGCCAAGUCCGGAACCUAAAAUUGAAGAUACAGAAUGUCAUAGAUCACAAUCUGCUAUAUUCUUACGGCACUGGAAUCGCGGUGACUACAAUUCUUGCACUCGAACCGAUCUCAUAUUCAAACCGGUACCUGAAUCUAAACUGGCUCGUAAACGUGAAGAACGUUUGAGGAAGCAAGCGGAAAGAGAUAGAGAAGAACGGGAAAAGAUAGCUCAACAGGCGCAUAGAAAAAUAGCGACACCAGAAAAACCCGACACCAAACCUCCAUCCAGGGGUGCCAUUGAAACCAUAUCCUCACCAUAUGAUAGGUUUCCCCGUCCGCCUGGGUACCCUGAUUCGCCGUCUCUGCGACAACUUUCAGAAUACGCCAGACCACACGCCGGUUUUAGCCCUGGCAACCUGCCCCGGCAUUGCAUGGAUCCCAUGUUGCAGUAUCAGUUGAGCUCCAUGUAUGGUGCCGCAGGUGCCCGUGAAAGGCUCGAGUUAGAACAUCUAGAAAGAGAGAAACGAGAUAGAGAGAUUAGGGAGUUACGCGAACGAGAAUUGAACGAUAGAUUAAAAGAGGAACUGCUAAAGAACAAUGUUGGACCUCGAGCGUUAGAUCCGCAUUGGUUAGAAAUGCAUCGAAGAUACGGGAUGCCUCCGCCGCCACCUCAAGGUGCGAUACCCGUACAGUUUGGUCUAUAUCCGCCCGGACAUGGACCUGGAGCAUUAUCACAGUUAGAACGAGAACGUUUGGAGAGGCUUGGCAUACCGCCGGCCAGUGCGGGCGGACCCCCACCUUCGGUACCUGUUACCGGUGCACCGCCGCACCAUCCGCACCACCCACACCCUGGCGUCGCUGCAGCACAACUGGAAGCAGCCGAGAGGUUAGCGCUAGCCGCGGAUCCGAUGGUCCGCUUGCAAAUGGCGGGAAUAAAUCCUGAAUAUCACGCACAUACGCACGCUCACACGCAUGCGCAUUCUCACACUCAUUUACACUUACACCCUGGACAACAGGCGGCGGCCCAGGCUCAACAGGAUGCGUUAGGCUUAGGCCUAGGCGGUAGUGGGCCGUACCGACCUUUGCCACAUCCAGACUUGCUUGGGCGGCCGUACGCGGAACAAUUGGCGCAGCAGGCGGCGGCUCAUGAGCAACUUCAGAGGCAAUUGCUGUUGGAGCGCGAGCGCGGCUUCCUUCACCCCGCGCAUCAUGAAGAAUUCUUGCGACAGCAACGGGAGAGGGAGUUGAAGGUUCGGGCCCUCGAGGAGGCGGCCCGCGCCUCGCGACCGUAG
This is a messenger RNA of Leptosia nina, 5481 nucleotides long. The record is from the annotation of a GenBank genome assembly. Lineage: Eukaryota; Metazoa; Arthropoda; Insecta; Lepidoptera; Pieridae.